Molecule: messenger RNA, 939 nt
Organism: Striga hermonthica
Lineage: Eukaryota; Viridiplantae; Streptophyta; Magnoliopsida; Lamiales; Orobanchaceae
Source: the annotation of a GenBank genome assembly
AUGAAUACUGCUCCUGAAAAUGAUCGAAUUAGGAGAGAAUCUCCACAGCUGGUUGCUCUGUUGAAGGAAAUGAAGGGCGGUUUGGAUACUGUUAGGAUUAAAAUCCAGGCUUUAACUGCGAAAGUGAAAGCUGAUAAUUUCCCUACAUCGGAUGGGAUAAGCUACCUUGAAGCCAAACACUUGCUGCUUCUGAAUUAUUGCCAGUCACUUGUCUAUCUUCUGCUACGCAAGGCAAAAGGAUUAUCAAUUCAGCAGCAUCCAGUUGUUAGGAGUCUUGUUGAGACAAGAUUAUUCUUAGAGAAGAUUCGGCCUAUCGAUCGGAAACUCCAAUAUCAAAUUCAAAAGCUGACACGAUCCACGAUGACAGUUGAGAAACCAGGCUCGAAUGAGAAGGUAGCAGAUGAAACUCCGAAUGCUGAGGACACGUUAAGACUUCGCCCGAAUCCUGACUUGCUUGUUAGCAAAACAAAUACAGAGAAAGGUGAUAGUGUAUAUCAACCCCCCAAAUUCGCACCCUCUUCUAUGGAUGAAGAUAAGAUUUCGAGACAGGAGAAAAAUGCUCGGAGAAGAGAGGAAGAAAUUAUACGACAAUCAAGGAAGAGUGCUUAUGUUCGGGAGCUAAUGAAUGAUCUUGAGGGAAGACCUGAAGAGGUCAGAGAAAAUCUAGGAUCUGACAGUAGAGAAGUUAUGAAUGCUAUUGCAAAGAUGGAUGAUCGUGCACGUCGAGAAGAGGAACUUUUCACCCGUGCUCCACUCACUAAAGUUGAGAAAAAGAAGCUUAAACAUUUAAAGAAAUCUAGAAAUGGGUUGCUUGGUCUGACUGAAAGUUUUUAUGACGAGAUUAAGACUUUACCGCUGGAUAGUGACAUGGCAGAGCAACCUACAACCAGCUUUAGCAAUGCAGAUAGAAAAUUUAAGAAGCGCAAGCGAAAACACUAA